Molecule: messenger RNA, 693 nt
Organism: Paramuricea clavata
Lineage: Eukaryota; Metazoa; Cnidaria; Anthozoa; Malacalcyonacea; Plexauridae
Source: the annotation of a GenBank genome assembly
AUGAUUACAAUAUUACAGAAUUACAAGAUUACAGGAAUUACAAGAUUACAAAAAUCACAAGAUCACAAGAAUUAUAAGAUAACAAGAAUUACAAGAUUACAUGGAUUACAAGAUUACAGCAAUUACAAGAUUACAGAAUUACAAGAUUACAUGGAUUACAAGAUUACAUUACAAGAUUACAGAUUACAAGAUUACAGCAAUUACAAGAUUACAGCAAUUACAAGAUUACAUGGAUUACAAGAUUACAUGGAUUACAAGAUUACAUUACAAUUACAAGAUUACAACAAUUACAAGAUUACAUGGAUUACAAGAUUACAACAAUUACAAGAUUACAACAAUUACAAGAUUACAACAAUUACAAGAUUACAACAAUUACAUGAUUACAGCAAUUACAAGAUUACAACAAUUACAAGAUUACAACAAUUACAAGAUUACAACAAUUACAAGAUUACAACAAUUACAAGAUUACAACGAUUACAAGAUUACAGCAAUUACAAGAUUACAUGGAUUACAAGAUUACAGCAAUUACAAAAUUACAGCAAUUACAAGAUUACAACAAUUACAAGAUUACAUGGAUUACAAGAUUACAUGGAUUACAAGAUUACAGCAAUUACAAGAUUACAGCAAUUACAAGAUUACAUGGAUUACAAGAUUACAAAUCCUUGUAAUCUUGUAAUCGCUGUAAUCUUGUAA